AUGGAGGAUCUCCUCGGUGAGGCAGCUGUGGUUGCCGAUCCGAAGGUACACCCGAAGUACAGGAAAUCCUGUGCGGAAAUCUACUUAGAGUUGAACGAGUUAUGCAACUUUGUCCGCCUCAAUUCGGAGGGCGCCAGAAAGCUUGUGAAAAAAUUCGACAAGUUCCACGGUACUGCGCACCGUGCUGAGUUCCUCGUCGGCUGUGCAGCUCUCUGUGAGAUGACCGAUAUGGUCCAAACGGAAGUCUUGCCUAUGAUAAACUCCAUUCAGAAGAGUUAUGCUGCGAGCUUCUGUGGUGGUGAUAAGGCAACUGCUGUGGACGAGUUGUCUCAAGCAUUAUCAGAGAUGUUGGUUUGGGACCGCGGUACGGUAUGGCAUGAUUUAAUAAGGCUCGAGAGGUAA
Messenger RNA from Perkinsus marinus ATCC 50983, 402 nucleotides. RefSeq lists its product as hypothetical. Lineage: Eukaryota; Perkinsozoa; Perkinsida; Perkinsidae. Bases 1 to 402 code for a protein of 133 amino acids. The transcript is spliced from 3 exons. The record is from RefSeq and is a predicted model, not a curated record.